Messenger RNA from Salvelinus fontinalis (brook trout), 4485 nucleotides. RefSeq names its product ADAM metallopeptidase with thrombospondin type 1 motif, 1 (gene adamts1). NCBI's taxonomy places the organism in Eukaryota, Metazoa, Chordata, Actinopteri, Salmoniformes, Salmonidae. The transcript has 8 exons. The record is from RefSeq and is a predicted model, not a curated record. Gene Ontology annotation, biological process: extracellular matrix organization; proteolysis. Gene Ontology annotation, cellular component: extracellular matrix. Gene Ontology annotation, molecular function: zinc ion binding; metalloendopeptidase activity. The coding region runs from base 1049 to 3889 and encodes 946 amino acids.
GCCCUGGCCUCGGAGGGUUGAGUGGAGAAGGAGAUGCGUCGAAGGGACUAUUCCACCUUAAGAACCCACCGGCCCCUCUGCGCUCCCUCUCCCCGAAGAGCUACGGAAACCCGCCAGGCCGACACCGCGCACAGCUCGCUUGGCACUGAGGUUAUGCAAACGACUCCUCGCUCCCCGUAUCGAGCCCCGGUGCGAUGGUUGCCAUGUCUGACCUGCUAUCCCCACAUCUCCAGUUUCACAGACACCACAACACUGCUACAGAUAAACCACUGCCACCUUCAUGAAGUAUAAUUUACAUUCAACGUGUGGGUAUAGCUUAUAGGCUAUAUGAGCACAGCGUAAAAGUAGCAGGGGCGAAAAGUAUAUGAGUUUUUAGUGUAAAUGAUGAGAGCGUUUAGGGGGAGGACGGUGGUAUGGGGAGAGGAGUGAGGGCUAUAGUCCCGCCUACAAGCAGAGCAGGGGAAAAAAUGGUUCUGGGCCAAACGCGUCCCACUCCACAUUGAUUGAUUAUUAUGGCACGUCUCUAUGUCUGCGUUUUGUUGCGCACGAGAUUUCGUCUCUAAAAGAUCAAAGGGGCUUCAGGAAGGGGUGGUCCCGAGUAGGGGGAUAUAUAGGGAGCCGGGAUCUGUCCGUCUUUAAGGCAAAAUCAGAGCAGAAACUAGACGGCACAGUAGAAAAAAACCUGCGCCCGAAGUCACAUAGAAACUCAAACAGCUGUUGAGCAUUCAAGAGAGGGCUGAAAGAAACACCAACGUUCCGAAGAGUUGGAAUUUAUCUACUGCUGAGCUUUUUUCGACCAAGAGAAUAUAAGAAGACUCGAACUUGAAGCAACAAGAUAUGAAGUUUGAGCUGUAGACUAUUUUGAAUGGGGUUUGCACUGGAUUUGUUUCCGUUUUAGUUUUUUUACACUUACACAAUUUCUGGAGGUGUUUUAGUUCUUGGGCUGAUAUUUUUUAGUUAUUAGUGGAGUCUUUUACGGAUUUUACUUGCUUCGGUCAGACACUUCAAUAUAAUUGUAUCUUUCAGUUUGAAAGGUCUGACACGGAAUAUGAUGUGGUUCGUUUGCGUCUCGUUCAGUUUGAUUACCGCUCUGUGCGUGAGCGCGGCGCACGGCACAUGGGAGGAAAGUACAGUUGUACCGGUCAGACUCGACCCGGUUCGGCCGGAGAGGGAAGCCGAGCAGGGCCGGACCCUUUCGGUAGAGGAGAGAGAGAAGGAGUCGGAGAUGCGGGUAUACCGGUUGGACGUAUUUGGCAAACGGGUGGUCUUGGAGCUAGAGCCGGACCAGACCUUCCUGGCACCUGGGUUUGUGUUCCAUGUGGUGGGGAGCCCGGAGUUGCAGGCGCAGCGGGAAUCUGACAGCAGCGCAGCCGAGACUCGGUGCUUCUUCUCAGGCACGGUGAACGGGGAGGAGGACUCCGCAGCUGCGCUCAACCUGUGCCACGGACUACGGGGCGGCUUCUACCUCCAAGGUGAAGAGUACUUCAUCUAUCCCAAUAAUGCGACUGAUGCACAGCCUAUUGAUGGGGACCUCCACCUCAUUCGCCGGAGAGGUCGGGAAUCUUUUGCAGAGGAGAGCAGCUCAAAGUGUGGGGUCAACGAGGACGAGGACAGGUUUCCAGAGAAUCAGGAGACAAAAGUAAACCAUGGAACCACUAACCCCGACCACCCAGCCCACCACCAGCGGUCCAAGCGCUUUGUGUCCACGCCUCGCUUCGUGGAGAUCAUGAUCGUGGCCGAUCAGUCCAUGGCCGAGUUCCACGGUGCCGGACUCAAGCCCUACCUGCUCACCAUCAUGGCGGUGGCAUCGCGCCUCUACCGCCACCCCACCAUCCACAACUCCAUCAGCCUAGCCGUGGUCAAGCUCUUGGUUGUCUACGAGGAGGAGAGCGGCCCCCAGGUGUCGUCUAACGCUGCCCUGACCCUCCGCAACUUCUGCCAGUGGCAGCGGCAGCACAACCCGCCCAGCGACCGCCACCCAGAGCACUACGACACGGCCGUGCUCUUCACCCGAACGGACCUGUGCGGCGCCCACUCCUGUGACACGCUAGGCAUGGCGGAUGUGGGCACGGUGUGCGACCCGGAGAGGAGCUGCUCCAUCAUCGAGGACGACGGGCUGCAGGCGGCAUUCACCGUGGCACACGAACUCGGCCACGUGUUCAACAUGCCCCACGAUGAUUCCAAGCAGUGUGCCAGCGUCAACGGUGACCAUUGGGGCUCGCACAUGAUGGCGUCCACCCUGUCCAACCUGGACCAACUCCAGCCCUGGUCGCCUUGCUCCGCCCUCAUGGUCACCUCCUUCAUGGACAAUGGACACGGCCAGUGCCUAUUGGACAAGCCCCACAAGUCCCAGCCGCUGCCUGCCACGCUACCCGGAACCGUGUACGACGCUGACCGCCAAUGUCGCCUGACUUUCGGGGAGGAGUCACAGCACUGUCCCGACCUGAGUACCACAUGUGUGGCGCUCUGGUGCACAGUGACCACAACCAAUGGACUGCUGGUCUGUCAGACCAAGAACUUCCCGUGGGCUGAUGGGACGCGGUGUGGCCAUGACAGCUUCUGCCUGGCGGGACAUUGUCUGAGCAAGACGGAGGCCGCUCGUCACCAGACUCCAGUCAACGGUGCCUGGGGAGUAUGGGGACCAUGGGGAGACUGUUCCCGUACCUGCGACGGAGGGGUGCAGUUCUCCUUCAGGGACUGUGAUAGCCCUCUGCCCAAAAACGGGGGGAAGUACUGCGAGGGCAAGAGGAUCCAAUAUCGGUCCUGUAACACAGAAAUCUGCCCUGAUAGCAACGGUGUGUCGUUCCGCGAGGAGCAGUGUCUGGCCCACAACGAUAUUUCGUCACAGGUGUCGUUCGGUUCGGGAGAGGGCGUGGAGUGGGUUCCCAAAUAUGCCGGCGUCUCGCCCAAAGACCGCUGCAAGCUGGUGUGCCGGGCCAAGGGCACGGGCUACUUCUUCAUUCUGAAACCCAAGGUGGCUGACGGUACUCCCUGCAGCCCGGACUCCACCUCAGUGUGUGUGCAGGGUCAGUGUGUGAAGGCGGGCUGUGACCGAAUCAUCGGCUCCAGCCGUCGCUUCGACAAGUGCGGCGUGUGCGGAGGCAACGGCUCAACCUGCAAGAAAGUGUCGGGUGCCCUGGAGCGUGCCAGGCCUGGUUACCAGAACGUCGUGACCAUCCCCGCUGGCGCCACUCACCUGGACGUGAAGCAACGUGCCCCCGGUGGUGGUCGCCAUGACAACAGCUACCUGGCAGUGUUGCGCCAGGACGGCACCUACCUCCUGAACGGCGACUACAAGCUGAUGACUCUCGAAACAGACAUCGCCCUCAAGGGGGCGUUGCUGCGAUACAGCGGUAGCUCUGCCUCCCUGGAGCGUCUACGCAGCUUCUCGCCCCUCCCCGAGGCCCUGACCAUCCAGGUAUUGUCUGUAGGCGACUCGCCCCGUCCCCGUGUCAAAUACAGCUACUUUGCCCCGAGGCCCGCUUUGGCAUCACCUAGUGGUGGAACGGUGGCACGCCGCCAGUCCAUCAAUGCCAUCCGGGAGCUGGGGGACGCUGAGUGGACCCUGCGGGAGUGGGGCCCAUGCUCGCAGAGCUGUGGGGUCGGUACUCAACAGAGGGAGGUGCUGUGUCUGGAUCCCCAGGGGCGGCCAUCGCGGGAGUGCCCGGAGGAGCUGCGCCCGUUGGCUUCACGCCCCUGCGCCCCACAACCCUGUCCUUCAUGGUUCCUGGGGGAGUGGUCGGCGUGCUCCAAGAGCUGUGGCCGUGGGUUCCGCAAGCGCCCGCUACGCUGCGUGGGACACAACGGGCGUACGCUUGCCCACGAGAGCUGCGACCCCAAAGACAGGCCUCGACCACUGCUGGACUUGUGCAACCAGAGCGCCUGCUAAGACUGUCGGGACUCACCUCAUUGUUACGUCCCUGAAGGACAGCUCAUGAAAGAAAGAAAGAAAGAAAGAAAGAAUGAAAAAGACUAAAACAACCAUAUCGUCAUGAACUUUGCGCCUGAUAACACAUUGACCUAUCAUGAGAAUGUUUACAUCCCAAGCAGAGUGCUUUCGUGGGUGUUUUCGGGGGGUCCAAUGUGGCCGACUGAUUGACUGACACUGCAGAGCCAACAACCUCUCUCUCAACUCCCUCCAGCUUGUUUGAGGGUAGACUUUAGUAUUGUUUGGGUCUGCUUCGUGGCACUGCCACCCCUAGAACACCACACAGACUUGGUGCAGCUGCUCACUGGGCUGGCAUGGGGGCACAAUGCAGGCACACUGUGACCUUCUCCCUCCCUCUACCCCCCACCCAUGUCAGUGGAGCUGAGAUGGAGGAAGAGUUUAAGUGGACACUUCUCUUUCGAAAAAGCAUGCUGCUUUAGGUGCCAAUGACAUGGCUUGUGUUUGUUUGUGUGUGUGUGUGUGUGUGUGUGUGUGUGUGUGUGUGUGUGUGUGUGUGUGUGUGUGUGUGUGUGUGUGUGUGUGUGUGUGUGUGUGUG